CCUCUUCCUCAGCAGAUAAUCAGCACCAUGGAAACCCAGGUGUCCAACGGUCCAAGCGGAACCAGUCUGCCAAACGGUCCUGUCAUCAGCACCAACGGCUCAACAGACGACAGCAAAACCAACCUGAUCGUCAACUAUCUGCCUCAGAACAUGACCCAAGAAGAGUUUAAAAGUUUGUUUGGUAGCAUUGGAGAGAUUGAGUCCUGCAAGCUAGUCAGAGACAAGAUAACAGGUCAGAGUUUGGGAUAUGGCUUUGUAAACUAUGUGGAUCCAAAUGAUGCAGAUAAGGCCAUCAACACACUCAAUGGUCUCAAACUGCAAACUAAAACAAUCAAGGUAUCAUAUGCCCGGCCAAGCUCAGCUUCUAUUCGUGAUGCCAACCUCUAUGUGAGUGGACUCCCCAAGACGAUGAGCCAGAAGGACAUGGAACAGCUCUUCUCCCAAUACGGUCGCAUCAUCACGUCCCGUAUCCUAGUGGACCAAGUUACAGGCAUAUCACGAGGAGUGGGCUUCAUCCGGUUUGACAAGCGAAAUGAAGCAGAGGAGGCCAUCAAAGGUCUGAACGGACAAAAGCCUUUGGGUGCCGCCGAGCCCAUCACUGUCAAGUUCGCCAACAAUCCCAGCCAGAAGACAGGCCAGGCCUUACUGACUCAGCUGUACCAGACUGCUGCCCGCCGCUACACAGGGCCCCUGCACCACCAGACUCAGCGUUUCAGACUCGACAAUUUACUAAACGCCAGCUACGGAGUCAAGAGCUCUCCCACUCUCUUCCCCAGAUUCUCACCGAUCACCAUUGACAGCAUGACAAGCCUGGCUGGGGUCAACCUUACUGGUCCAACUGGAGCCGGCUGGUGCAUCUUUGUCUACAACCUGUCCCCUGAGGCGGACGAGAGUGUCCUGUGGCAGCUCUUUGGGCCUUUCGGUGCUGUCACCAACGUCAAGGUCAUCCGUGACUUCACCACCAACAAAUGUAAGGGCUUUGGCUUUGUCACCAUGACCAACUACGAUGAAGCCGCCAUGGCUAUCGCUAGCCUCAAUGGCUACCGCCUGGGUGACCGCGUGCUGCAGGUUUCCUUCAAGACCAGCAAGCAGCACAAAGCCUGA
Molecule: messenger RNA, 1104 nt
Organism: Thunnus maccoyii (southern bluefin tuna)
Lineage: Eukaryota; Metazoa; Chordata; Actinopteri; Scombriformes; Scombridae
Gene: elavl3
Product: ELAV like neuron-specific RNA binding protein 3
Exons: 6
Coding region: 28-1104 (358 amino acids)
Cellular component (GO): ribonucleoprotein complex
Molecular function (GO): RNA binding
Source: RefSeq, a predicted model, not a curated record